Messenger RNA from Rosa chinensis, 1505 nucleotides. RefSeq lists its product as uncharacterized. The record is from RefSeq and is a predicted model, not a curated record. The transcript is spliced from 4 exons. The coding region runs from base 653 to 1153 and encodes 166 amino acids. Lineage: Eukaryota; Viridiplantae; Streptophyta; Magnoliopsida; Rosales; Rosaceae.
GUCUAAAUCCAGGGAUUAUUCUUUUUCGUUAUUUCAAUUUGGUUUUCUCUUCAGUCGUUCCUCUUCCUCUCUCUUUGAAUCCGAUUCAACUCAGAUGCGUCCAAUUUAAUGGCUGGGUCAUUCGUGAGAGAUUCGUUCUGUCCGAGCGGAAUUCAUGAGGAAUUUUGAUUGAACUCGGAUGCGUUCUCUUCUCUGUUCUCGGAAAGUUCGCAUCUUGGUUAGUUCUCAAUCUCUUUUGGCUUGGUUUCUGUUUUGGGCUUCUUGUUAUUACUGGUGUUCAAUUUUAUCUUUGAGGUUUUCAGUUAUGAUCUACUAGAAUGUAGAAAUAAGUAUAAAAGUUGCAAACUUGAUGACCAAUUUCCCUCUUUUCGCUGCAUGUCAAAUCCUUUUGUUUUUGGUUUGAAUUGAAAUGGUGUUUUAGGUUCAGCCAAGACAUUGUUUUGCUUAUGAAAGUUGGAAAAUUUCUUUCUUCUAGUGACUUUUGGUUGCUUGUAAAGAAUGGUAUAUAUGUGUUGAACUACUUGAUUGACUGGAUUUCAUUUUUGAGUAUGCAUAUCCAUUAUAGAAGAAAAGGGUUCCUCACUAUGCUUGAAUUUGGGUUUCUUUUGACACUGGAAUGUAAGCAAAUAAUGGCCUGGUGGUUGUUGUUGUAAUGAAUGGCGCUGUUGCUUUGGUGGUUGUUGUAAUCUGUUUGGAGAGUAGAGUUGUUUUCCAUUCUUUUGGGAGAUACAUUCAGGUGCCUCCGCCUUUGAAUUACCUUUCGGUGACUACUACAAUGCUUGGAGGUGCAGCUGGAGCUGGUGCCUAUGCGCUAGGUAUGAUUUCUGAUGCCUUCAGCUCCUUGGUUUUCACUGCUCUGGCUAUUGUAGUUAGUGUUGUUGGAGCUAUCGUUGUCGGAUUUCCUGUUUUGGCUUGCACAGAAAUGGUUAUGCCAAUGUCUAGUAGCCGAGAUAGAAGCAUGUUUCAAACAUAUGAUUAUAAUUUCUCCUCUUUUCAAGAGUGGUGCUGGAAGCAGUUCAAUGUGAAACCAAGGCCUACAUGGAUAACAACAGAGUUUGGUGGACAUUUGGCUACUAUUUGGUUGGAGCGCAAGGAUUCCCUAGCUGGAGCAGUACUUUUGGCGUUAAGGCAACAUUGUUAUGGAGAAAUUUGAGAGGAGGGGCAUGAAGUAACAAACCAAGUAGGGGAACAUAUCACCUCAAGUACGAUUCCGGUAAUGUUCAGAAGAUACUUUUAUUUAUUUCUAGUCUGUAACUAUGGAACUUAUCAAUUGUAUUUGGUUUGCAAUUGAUACUAUAGUGACGCUGCAGUUCGACUAUGCCAUUUUAAAAACAGUUGGUCUACGUUGAUGCAGUUGCAUAAUUUACUAUUCCUAGUGCAUAUGAAUUGAAUAAUUUUUCGUGUUCCUUCAGGAUUACUCGCAGCAGCCCCCUAUUCAGGAACUAAUUGGAAGGGAUCUUCAUGAUAUAUAAUGAAUGGAAAUUCAGACAUAUUGCGAGGUAAGU